Vicia faba (fava bean) is the source of this 1101-nucleotide messenger RNA. The record is from the annotation of a GenBank genome assembly. NCBI's taxonomy places the organism in Eukaryota, Viridiplantae, Streptophyta, Magnoliopsida, Fabales, Fabaceae.
AUGUUGAAGCUUUCGUGUAAUGGGGUGGACCGGGUUCAGCUGACGGCUCAAUGCGGGUUCAUGGGUCGACCCACUUCCUUUUUUUCCGGCCGGAUUUCAGUUAUGGGGUUCCGGUCAACAAAGGCGUGUCCGGUUUAUGCUGUGGCGACGGCCAAGGACGGUGCGGUGGUCAACCGGGUUGAACCGGAAAAUGGGAGUUUGGAGGACCGGUUGAGGCUUGGGAGCUUGACUGAAGAUGGGUUUUCGUAUAAAGAGAAGUUUAUUGUUAGGAGCUAUGAAGUUGGUAUCAAUAAGACUGCUACUGUUGAAACCAUUGCUAAUCUUUUGCAGGAGGUUGGAUGUAAUCAUGCUCAGAGUGUUGGAUUUUCAACCGAUGGUUUUGCAACAACCCCUACCAUGAGAAAAUUGCAUCUCAUAUGGGUCACUGCUCGCAUGCACAUUGAAGUCUACAAAUACCCUGCUUGGAGUGAUGUUGUUGAGAUAGAGACAUGGUGUCAAGCGGAAGGGCGGGCUGGAACAAGGCGUGAUUUUAUUAUUAAAGACUAUACAACCAAUCAAGUCAUUGGAAGAGCAACAAGCAAGUGGCUAAUGAUGAACCAGGACACCAGGCGACUCCAAAAAAUUUCUGACGAACUUCGAGACGAGUAUUUGGUUUUUUGUCCUCGGGAACUAAGGUUGGCAAUUCCUGAACCGGAUAGUAAUUGCUUAAAGAAAAUUCCGAAAUUGGUAGAUCCUGCUCAGAGUUCCAGUCUUGGUCUUGUGCCUAGAAGAGCCGAUCUCGACAUGAAUCAGCACGUUAACAACGUGACCUAUAUUGGAUGGGUGCUUGAGAGUGUCCCUCAAGAAAUCAUCGAUACUCAUGAGUUGCAGAGUAUUACAUUGGACUACAGACGAGAAUGCCAACGUAACGACAUUGUUGAUUCGCUUACAAGUGCAGAAACAACCGAGGAUGUUCCGGAGCUCAAAGGUACAAAUGGAUCUGCCAAAGUGAAUGAUGACAAACAAGAACACCAACAGUUUCUUCAUCUUCUUAGACUGUCUACCGACGGCCUUGAAAUAAACCGAGGAAGAACAGAAUGGAGAAAAAAAGCUCCAAGAUAA